Moneuplotes crassus is the source of this 381-nucleotide messenger RNA. The record is from the annotation of a GenBank genome assembly. Lineage: Eukaryota; Ciliophora; Spirotrichea; Euplotida; Euplotidae.
AGUAAGGGAAAUAUGGGGUAGAAGAGGUGGAGAUAGUGUGGUUUGGUGGGUGUAUGGGAGGGAUGAAUUUUGGUGGAGUCGGUGUGAAUCUUUUUGUGUAGAAAUGUUCCCGAGAACCGACCAAAAUGGUAGCAUUGACUUUGAAGACGAAACAAAUGACUCAUCUAUUCAAACUAAUAGAGCUCCAAUAAGAAGAAGGAGAGUUAAAAGAUAUAAUAAGGAGGAACAAGAGCUCAGAGAUGAAUUAAAAGGGCUGAUUCACAAAGCUUUUGAUCUUAACCUUAUUUUGCUUUCUUAUGUUGGUUCAACAUUUGCAACCAAGCUUUGUACUGCAGUUUAUUUCCAUUGUAUUGGAGUCUAAACUCACAUGGCGUUAUUAGG